This is a messenger RNA of Theileria orientalis strain Shintoku, 225 nucleotides long. RefSeq lists its product as hypothetical. Lineage: Eukaryota; Apicomplexa; Aconoidasida; Piroplasmida; Theileriidae. The transcript has 2 exons. The coding region runs from base 1 to 225 and encodes 74 amino acids. The record is from RefSeq and is a predicted model, not a curated record.
AUGGCCACCCCGGUUUCUGAAGCAUCUUCAGCCGAAGGACAAUCUAUGGUACAAGAAGUUAACGAGGCAUCAAAGGAGCCUAGAUGUGUGCAGGUGAACAGGCCACGUCCCAAUAGACUUCACUCUGGACCAAGGCAAUAUUUUACUGGUGGAUACCUCGUAUCUGUUACUAUACACAUACCAAACCCACUAGCAAAGGCAAAAUCUGGCUCUGUCCUGUACUAA